Messenger RNA from Trifolium pratense (red clover), 4223 nucleotides. RefSeq names its product probable LRR receptor-like serine/threonine-protein kinase At3g47570. The transcript has 3 exons. The coding region runs from base 636 to 3698 and encodes 1020 amino acids. The record is from RefSeq and is a predicted model, not a curated record. Gene Ontology annotation, molecular function: protein kinase activity; protein binding; ATP binding. Gene Ontology annotation, biological process: protein phosphorylation. Lineage: Eukaryota; Viridiplantae; Streptophyta; Magnoliopsida; Fabales; Fabaceae.
UAUUACUAUAUCAAUGAGUAAUUUUCUCUGAUAUUGCUAACAUUUUAUAUUACCCUUGGUCAAUCCUUAUCAUUAGGAUUAACGUAAUCAUAAGCUGUAUUCAAUUGUUUGCUUAUAAGAUUGAUCUCAAGUUUACGAGAGAAAAGUUAUUAUGUGAGACCAACAUGACAUGUGGCGACAAAAUACUCUUAAAUUUGGUGUUUUUUAUUUUAUUUUUUUAUCCAGUAGUUUAGUAGCUAGACUCACUUUAUAAGAAGGAUAAAUGAAGAAUUCGGGGUUCGAACCCCGACUCUCCGAUAAUAUCGCUAGUAACUACCAAUCGAGUUACCCUUGUGGGACCUCCUAUAUUCUACGGAGUAUUUUAUUUAGAGUUAUUAGAGUAGUAUUUAUUUGGUCUUAAUAUCUUUCUUUAAAUUAUUAUUUGUUAUGACUCUAUAUCAUCAUUUUUUCAACAAUUGACUGGGUAUACAUACGACUAAUCACUAUGACUAUGAGAUAAUGAGAGUUGAAUUUUGUUCCAAUUCCAAACUCCACUCACACUUGGUUUGGCUAUAUACAUACUUACAUACACACAACCGAUUUGUGACAAAAGACUUAGCAAUUCUACAAUUUUAGAAACUUUAAUUCAAACAACCAUGAUUCCUGUCUUUUGGUCCAUACGCCGCCUUGUCUUGUUUCUUGUCUUUACUUCAAAUUUCCUAAACAAAUCAGCCUCUGCCUUAGGAAAUGAGACUGACCAUUCUGCAUUACUCGAAUUCAAAAAAUCAGUAACGAGUGACCCUUUUGGAGUAUUAAACUCUUGGAAUAGUUCUAGCCACUUUUGCAAGUGGCAUGGAGUAACUUGCGGUCAAAGCCAUCAAAGAGUCACAGAGAUAGAGUUGGAAGGAUACCAACUACAAGGUUCUAUAUCACCUCACGUUGGUAAUCUUUCCUUUUUGAGAAUCCUCUACCUUGAUGAUAAUCGCUUCCAUGCCAAUAUCCCACGAGAAUUAGGCCGUUUAUUUCGACUGCAGAACAUCUCUUUGGAAAAUAACACUUUACAAGGUCAAUUUCCAAUCAGUCUGACAAAUUGCUCUCAACUGAGGAAGCUCAGAUUAUACGGGAAUCAUUUUAUUGGCCAAAUACCAAUGGAGAUUCACUCCCUUGCCAAACUUGAAUAUUUGAAUGUUGGAGAAAACAAUCUAACUGGAAGAAUUCCACCUUCUAUGUGGAAUCUUUCUUCCAUCACUGUUCUCUCUUUUGCUUUUAACUACUUGGAGGGAAACAUACCAGAAGAAAUAGGCCUUUUAAAACACUUGACAAGGAUGUCAGUGACACAAACCGGAUUGUCUGGUACGCUUCCCUUAUCACUUUACAAUUUGUCAUCUCUAACUCACCUCUACACAGCAGUCAAUCAAUUCAACGGUUCUCUUCCAACCAACAUAUUCACAACCCUCCCAAAUCUUAGGAAAUUUCUGUUUGGCUCUAAUCACUUAACAGGUAAAAUCCCAGCAUCCCUCAGUAAUGCAUCUCGGAUGCAAUUGUUUGAUAUUGGUCUAAACAAUUUUGUUGGACAAAUUCCAAAUCUUGGAAAACUACAAGAUCUUUCCAUUUUUGCCGUAGAUGCAAAUCAUCUUGGCAGCAAUUCAUCAUCCGGUGGUGAUGACUGGGAGUUUAUAAAAUCUUUGGUAAACUGUAGUAAACUUGAUAUAGUAUUUGUUCAGCAUAAUAACUUUGGAGGUCCGUUGCCCAAAUUUAUUGGAAAUUUGUCCACCCAUCUCUCACAACUUGGUAUGGCUAGUAAUCUGAUAUCUGGAAAAAUCCCAACAGAACUGGGAAAUCUUGUAAACUUGAUUUACUUGUCCAUACAGGACAACCUCUUAACUGAUGUUAUUCCAGAGAGUUUUUCUAAGUUUCAAAAAAUGCAAGAAUUGUAUUUAAAAAUAAACAAACUUUCAGGUGAAAUUCCGGCAGCUAUUUUAGGAAAUCUCAGUCAAUUGUCUCUGUUGGAUUUAUCAGACAAUUUGUUGGUUGGAAAGAUUCCUUCAACUAUUGGAAAUUGCAAAAUGUUGCAAGGAGUAGACUUCUCAAUGAACAACCUUAGUGGAGCUAUACCAACAGAACUUCUUGGCCUUUCCUCAUUAUCAAUACUACUCAACCUAUCACACAACUCAUUAAGUGGUAAUUUGCCUCCUGAGGUGGGCUUGCUUCGAAACAUUGGAAUGCUUGAUAUCUCAGAAAAUCAUCUCUCUGGUGGCAUUCCUGCAAUAAUUGGAGAUUGCUUAAGCUUGGAAUACCUUUUUUUAGAGGCUAAUUCUUUAGAUGGAAACAUACCAUCUUCUUUAUCUUCACUAAAAGGUCUUCUACAACUUGACCUAUCGAGGAACAACUUGUCUGGUUCAAUUCCACAAGAAUUACAAAAUAUUUCUGCAUUAGAAUGGUUCAAUGCUUCUUUUAACAAGUUGGAGGGUGAGGUUCCCUUGCAUGGCAUUUUCCAGAAUGCUAGUAGAGUUUCACUGACCGGAAAUGACAGGCUUUGUGGCGGAGUAGCAAAACUGAAUCUGCGACUUUGCCCGCCAAAAGAUGUGAAAAAGAGAAAACACCAUACCCACCGCAAGUUGAUCAUAAUCAUCUUCUCAAUUGCAUUUCUUCUUCUACUGUCAUUUGUCCUUACUUUCAUCAUCUAUAAGCUAAUGAGGAAAAGGCAGAGAAAAGCAUCCACUGAUUCAACAAUUGAGCAACUUCCAAAGGUAUCAUACCAAGAACUACACCAUGCCACUGAUGGAUUCUCGGUUCAGAACUUGAUAGGAACCGGAGGUGUAGGUUUUGUGUACAAAGGAAGACUUAAUUCAGAAGAAAGAAUUGUUGCAAUAAAGGUUCUAAACCUUCAGAAGAAAGGAGCUCAUAAAAGUUUCAUUGCCGAAUGUAAUGCUUUUAGAAAUAUCAGGCAUAGAAAUCUAGUCAAGAUUAUCACAUGUUGCUCGAGUGUGGAUCACAAAGGUAAUGACUUUAAAGCAAUAGUUUAUGAAUUCAUGACAAAUGGAAGCUUAGAGGAAUGGUUGCAUCAAAAUGCAGAACUACAAAGAACACUGCCAUUGGAAGAAAGAUUAGAAAUUGUUUUUGGAAUUGCUUCUGCAUUACACUAUCUUCACCAUGACUGUGAGAAGCCUAUUGUUCAUUGUGAUUUAAAACCAAGCAAUGUCCUUCUUGAUGAUGACAUGGUUGCUCAUGUGAGUGAUUUUGGCAUAGCUAGACUUGUUUCAACAAUUGAUGGUAACUCCAAUAACCAAACCAGCUCGAUGGGGAUAAAAGGGACUAUAGGUUAUACUCCUCCAGAGUAUGGAAUGGAUUCUCAACUUUCAACAGAAGGCGACAUGUAUAGCUUUGGGAUUCUUCUUUUGGAGAUGUUAACCGGGAGAAGACCAAUUGAUGAAAUGUUUAAAGAUGGGUACAACCUCCAUAACUAUGUAAAAAUUGCAUUUCCAAAUAACAUUUUGGAGAUUGUCGAUGCCACUCUACUCUCAAUGGAAAAUGACCAUGUUGCAGUAACAACCGAGGUUGCAAUUCAUUUGCAUCCUAAUGUUGAAAGGUGUUUAUCUUCUUUAUUUAAGAUUGGAUUAUCUUGUUCAGUGGAGUCUCCAAGAGAACGAAUCAAUAUCAAGGAAGUCAUCACAGAACUCAAUAUAAUUUUGAAAGCUUUGGCUGAUCCAAGGGGUUAAAGACCCUUCGUCACCAACAAUUUCUACAUCCAGGAUACACAAAAAUUGAGGAUGAUUGACAAGGGUGAGCUGAGCUGGUUGAUGGACUUCACCACUUCAUCAUUUCUAUGAAUGCUGCACAAUAUCGCUAGUUAAAUCACUUAUGUGUAAUAGUGUUAUCAUUUAGUCUGAUUUGUUCCCUCUUAGUGUUCUCGAUUAAUAAAAUGUAUGGACAUAGUGUUGAAUAAUAUAAAACUGCUGAUUUGUGGCAUGUAAAGGUUGUACUCUUAAAUGAGCUGUCUUGUUAGAUAUAUUCGCCUAAGACAGAAAUUAUCAAGGGUUCAAUACACUUUUUACGAGUUAUCUCAUAUAACAGAAAUAUGAGAAAAUCCUCAUUGUUAGCUCAUACUAACAAUAAUUUGAGAAAAUACAAAAUCCUCAUUGUUUAUCUCCUUAUUUCUUUUUUUUUUUUUCUUUUUCCCAUUGUACCAAAAAAAAAAAAUGUUAUCAUAUCGUGCCUAUGUUUAAAAACACAUAGGUUUAUCA